This is a messenger RNA of Cyphellophora attinorum, 1041 nucleotides long. RefSeq lists its product as uncharacterized. The record is from RefSeq and is a predicted model, not a curated record. Bases 1 to 1041 code for a protein of 346 amino acids. The transcript has 2 exons. NCBI's taxonomy places the organism in Eukaryota, Fungi, Ascomycota, Eurotiomycetes, Chaetothyriales, Cyphellophoraceae.
AUGUCCUACGCAGACCCAGCCCGCGUCCCUGAAAACCACCGCGACCACAAUGACCCUUCCGUGCCGUUCGAGCCCACGGGUGCCGUGACGAAGGACUCGCUCGCUGCCGAGUCCCUCGAACAGCAUGGGGAGUUCGAAAAGAACCCCAAGGCUCACGUGCUAGGCGUCGAAGGCGGGAAGUCUACCCUAGCAAACACGGACACGUCUGGUGCAAGCGCGCUCCCACCUUCCAGCAGCGGAGCUGCCAGAGAUGGGGAUGAGACGACCAAGUACCCAGAUGCUGAUGCCGGAAAGGCGGAUGGCACGACGACCUCGGAGGGCAACUACUACGGAGGUGCCUCAGCAGGCAAGAUUUCCAGCGGAUAUGAUACGAGCAACGUCCAAACUUCGGACUAUGGAGGUGAUAACAGGGGCCAGAAGGAGCAGCAGGCUGAGACGAUCAAGUCUUCGCAGGGCCAGAGUGGGGCCUCUGGUAGUGGCAGCAGUGGUGCGACGGAGACAGCCGCUCUGCGUCGCAGCUGCAGAAGGAGACUGUCAAGCAGGCUCAGUCGCAAGGCGGUAGCGGUGGUGCUGGCACCGGAACGGGCAGCAGCGGUGGUAGCGGUGCUGCAGAAGGAGACCGUUCAGCAAUCGCAGUCUGCAUCUUCAUCGUCGGGAGCGGGCGCAUCCGCAUCCGCGUCGUCAGGAGUAGGAGCAGACACCACCUCCUCAUCAGGGCCCUCUGCUGGUACAGGCAUUCGGCCACACGUCGACGCGGCGCCGAACUACGCGGCUAGGGUGUCUGGUGCCAUUCCCGCUGAAGGCGAUGAUCCUACGUAUAAGCCAAAAGGCACGAAUCUGACUGAGGGAGGGGAUAUUCCUGAGAACGUCAAGACGUUUACUGGGAACGUUGGUGGCGCGAAGGAUCCCGGACGAUUGGCGGAGCAGAACUUUGAGGCGAUCAAUGCGAAUGUUGCUGGUGGUGGGUUGGGGAGGGAUAAGGAGGGGACGACGGAUGUCGGUGGGCAGUAUGGUGUUUUGGGGAGCGAGAAGCUACAAUAA